AUGAGCGGUCGUUUUUCUCGAACCAUCUAUGUUGGCAACCUCCCUUUGGAUGUGCGUGAGAGUGAGAUUGAUGACCUAUUCUACAAGGUUGGUGACCUAUUCCGGGAAUCAUUAUUGAAUAAGAUCUUAACUAUGUUUUUGACAAUUUUUAUGUCUACGAGAGGUGCUUACAAUGCGUUCUCAGUUGUGUCCUCAUCACUAGCUUUCUCUUCCUCGAUGUAGUUUUUCACUGUUAUUCUUUCUUAUGCUGGAGUUAUAAGGAUCGUAUAUAAUUCAUCUAUCUUGCUAAAUUGGAUUCUAUCUUCCUGUGAGGGCUAUUUUUCUUUGUGCUCGUGGAAGAGGUGUUAAAUCGUUAUCAGUAUUUAAAGAGUUGAAGAGAAUUUUGCAGGGAUUUUGAUGUCUAAGAUAUCCAAGGCAUGAACUCAAGUAUUACGCGCUGACAUGGGCAUAUGUGCAUAGACCUGGAAAACCAUUGACAAUAAGGCAUGUGUGAGCCGGAGGAAUGUAGCAUUCAAUACACACUAGAGGCAUGUGUCAAUAUGUGCGAACAUGAACAUGAAAAAGUACGAAACGUUGGCUUAAGUUGUGUUGAACAAGGUGUCUUAUAAUUUCUUGAGGGAUUUUAGAUGAUGUGUGUCGUGAUCCAGAUGCUUGAGGUAGGGAAGCUUGUUGUCGGUGGGCAGACAUUAUAUUUUAUUCAUGUGUGAGGAGUAAUUCCGCUCUUAUACACAGAGCUAGUGGAACUACUUGUCAAGUUAGAUUCAAAUUAUGUUCUCACAUGGAUUGAUAAAUUGGAAAUCAGAUGAAUUAUCAUGUGGUAUAAGAGUUAUCUACAGCGAAAUCACCAUGUCAUGAUGGAUAAAACAAGGCGUACAUCAGGUCUUUGAUUCUUACGUUUCUAGUUUGUCCUUAUAAUUUCAGCAUCCGAAAGCCCUCAACCCUUUCCCCCAAAAGCUGUUGCAUCCGGAAUAUUUGUUGACUAUCUCUGUGCCGUUGGUCCUCUGCCCAUCAAAAUCUGCCACUUGUUGCUCGGUGCUCCAUUCUGAUUUUUGAUUAAGCUGUGAGCAUAAUGGUUUAACUCUUGAAGUAUUUCGGUGACCAGUCAUUGGAUCAGUUUGUCUGCUGACUUCAUCCAACUUGAUUAUAGAUCAUUCUUGCUCAGUCCCCUACAUUUUGCAAUUUCGGUUGGAAUUUUUACCAAUAUGCUUAUUUUCUUUAGGUUGUUUAUUUAGUCUUUUAGCAUAAUAAAGCUACUGUUCUCUGGAUAUUAACUUGCGUGACAGUUUAAGGGCAACUGAACUUUUUGAGGCUUUCUUUUAUUGGAGCUCCAUCCUUUCAUCUCCUCGAGCUUCCUUAACAUGCAGUCUAUUUUUGGUCUUGUUUAGUGUUUGUUAUUAUUUUUUUAACUCACUGCGGCUCAUUCGUUCUGUGAAACUUAUGUACCCUUGUCUUUAUGUCCUAACCUGACUAUUAUUUGUGUACUUGUUCCUUAUUGUGAUGUACCAUUCUAUCUUAAUAUUUAAAGCUCGAAAUGACCGAAGCUCUUCAUAAUGUACAACUUCGAUUUGUUUACCAUCUUUGAUACUUUCGUUUAAUCUCCUCAGUUAUUAUCUUCUUAAUGUUAACGGUUUCUUACGACUGUUCUAGUAUUCAUCACUCCAUUGACCACUGUUAAUGAUAUUCUGAACAUCUUAUCUUGUUUACAUGUGUAUAUUGUAUUCCCUAAUCUUUGCUACCUGCAGUAUGGUCGGAUAGUGGAUAUCGAGCUGAAAGUUCCACCUCGUCCUCCUGCUUACUGCUUUGUUGAGGUGCAUUUUUGUCCUAUUGAUUCAUGUUUCCUACAUUUUUAGCAGAUUUCUGACUUUUUCCCUGUAUAUUCCUAUAGUUUGAAAGUUCUCGAGAUGCUGAAGAUGCAAUCAGGGGUCGGGAUGGAUACAACUUUGAUGGUCACAGUUUGAGGGUAAUCAGAAUUCAUAUCUGCAUCUCCACAUGUAGUAGAGUGAAAUUGGUGGCUUCUAACUGUUGCUUAUAUAUCAGGUUGAGCUUGCUCAUGGUGGUAGAGGCCCGCCAUCUGCUGUUGAUCGGCGUGGUGGAUAUGGAAAUGGAGGUGGUGGAAGACAUGGAACAUCACGCCGUUCUGAGUAUCGAGGUGGAGUUUAUUAUACUUCAGAUCUAUUCAAUAUUUGAAUAUUUGCCUCUGCUAUUGGAACUGUAUUAUUUGUUUUCAAUCUGAAUUAUGAAAUUGAUCGAAGUUUAGUGCUUUGGAGAAAAAUACAUUAUUUUAGACUCCUGACUGUUGUUAGAGCUUAAAGCUUUCUUGGUCCGUGCUCUUAUCAUGGGUUGCUGACUUGCAGUCAUCGUUCGCAACCUACCUUCAUCUGCUUCUUGGCAAGAUCUGAAGGUACCGCAAUUUCUAAUCUUGUGCACACUAGUUCAUCCUUGGUAACUUUAGCUGACGUGUAAUUACAUAUCACAGGAUCAUAUGAGGAAGGCUGGAGAUGUUUGUUAUGCUGAAGUUUUUCGUGAGGGUGAUGGUAAUCUAUGAUGCUUUUAAGUAUCUCAUUUGAUGUUCUGGGUUACUUCUUUGGUUCUCAGUGUUUUAAGUGAGCCAUGAUUUUUUUUUCCUCCAUGUAAAUAAUACGCAAAGUGAUUGUCAAUUAUCUUCUGAUUGCUCAUCUUUCCUUUCUGAUCGUAAUUCUUCCUGUACUUAUGAACUGCUUGUUUGGAGCGAAAACCAUGCGACUCCUUGUAGAUUUACUAUUAAUUACAAGUUGCAUAUGCAACCUGUGAUUCAGUUCUAAUUGGCUCUACCUAGUGAAGAUUGCAAACACCAUUAAACAUGGAAAAAUAAUUUCACCUUUUUGUUUGAAAGCAUGAACAUUCUUUCUCCCACACUACCUUUGGUGUGUCUCAGUUAACGUCCUCAAAAUCAACCGACUCACAUGUUGUUUGACCAGUUCGGAUCGGAAUCAGAUCUGACUGAUCUACUUGAUUUCGAGCGUCCUGAUCCUGAGUUUUAUGUCACAGAGCCGGCCUUGAAUUGCAUAGUUGGCAGAUUCAUUGCUGAUUUGUGGAUGACUUAAGCUAAUCCCAAUUAGCAUCAGAUUGGGUUGGCCAAACUUCCCAAUCCGAUCAUCAACUGUGUUUCAUGAUCGUGACUUGUGUCUGAGAAUCUAUCAGAGUGGCCUGUCGCUGUAAGUUGGGAAAGAUUUUCGACAUGUGGUUAGAUGUGUUCUUGCAUUGAAUUCAUAGCUGUAUAGUUUAAUGGCUAUUGAAGGAAGUUGGGAGAAUUUGAGGAUGAGCAAGAUCGACAAGCUGAGGAGGAAAAGGAACAAAAGACAGCAGACCACAAGGAGAACGUUUCAUAGCAGAUUUUCAUGGCGGCCAAAACAUGUUGGGUGUGAUACUUGGAACAUGUUCUCUUUCACAUGAAAUCUUAAUUAUGUAGAACAAGCUCAUGUUAGGUGAAUCAGACGCAGGUUGAGCGGAAUGAAUUCUGGAUCUUGCAUCCAUGAUUUUUCCAUAUGAUUUGAAUUUACGGCCGAUUUAUGAGAUGCAUUACAUGAAUUAAAUUGGUUCAUGCAUAUGGAAAAAAAAUUAAUUAAUUAGUUUCUUAACGUCAUCUCUGAAAGUGUGUAUGCUCGUUUUCUGGCUUAUGUGCAUCCCUAUGAUGCUAAGGUUCAAAACCCAAGCAUCAUCAAUGAAUCUGCUUGGUGGCUGGUUCGUGCAUAAUAUUUCUCUAAAGUUUCUUUGCCUCAUGUAUUUUCUCAUGACGCAUAUAUUCGUCAAGAAUCGACCUUUGUUAACCCAGAUGUUCCAUGAUUCCAGGAACUGUGGGCUUAGUUGAUUACACCAACCUCGAGGACAUGAAAUACGCUGUAAGUGUCCACCUCAACUUAACUGUGCCUAGUUGUAUUCUUUUAUUGAUCUCAGUUACAUCCCCUUCUAACCCGCGUUCCCAAUCCCUCAGAUUCGAAAGCUGGAUGACACGGAGUUCCGCAAUCCUUUCUCAAGAUCCUACAUUCGGGUAAAAUGCUGUUCUUAGUAGCACAGUUGCUUCCUGGCUGCGCGCUAUUCUUUCUGAAAAUGGGUAGAAUCAUAUCACCCCAUGCGUUGGAGCAGGGGAGAUGAGGCUCUCUUAUUGGCUUUUAACUUAGUUCUAGGAUGUGGGUUGUAGUUGCUCCUGCCUUAUGCGUUGAAAAUCAUAGCUUCUGCUGUGAGGAAACCAGUUCAAGUGAUGUCACCAUGGAAGUCAACGCUAAACAGCUCAGAAAGAAAGGCCACCUGGGGCCGACCUGUCUGAAAGAGGGAAAAAAAAAAAGAAGGGACUUCUAUGAUGCCAACUCGGAUUCUGUUCUUGCCUUUUUUGACUGCUUCAGUAAUUUCUAUGAUGCUACUGCAUCUUCUUCGAGAGGUGUAGUUGACUUUCGGGUCAGAACUCGACGUACUACUUUCCUUAGUUUUUUUUUUUGGCCAAAUGAGGAAAAGUCUUCCUCGAAUGAAUCAUCCGGGUGAUCUUGUCGAGGUUUUUAAUGUGUGGCAGGUGGAGUCCCACAAAGGAAGCCCAUCCAGGAGCCGUAGCAGAAGCCGAAGCCGAAGCAGAAGCAGAAGUCCAAGGAAGGAGCCAAGGUUGACAUAUUUUAUUUGUAUGAAUAAAAAAAUAAUAAUUUUAUGAAAUAUUUUUUACCGUUCAUUUCCUGCAGCAAAUCCCCCGAUCGCCGUCCAUCCAGGUCGGCUUCCAAGUCCGCCUCUCCGAAGUCAAGGUCCGCCUCUCCUGCACGACUGUCCAGGUACUCUCCGGAAUGUUCUCGAAAGUUCUCCUUCUUCUUCUUCUUCUUCGGUCAUUUCAUCCAUGUUUUUAUUUAUCUUACCAGCAGGUCAAGGUCCAGGUGAGUUUGACCGCGCCGACAGUAUCGUCGUCCUGUGGCCGCAUGGUGCCACGUGGUGUUGA
Spirodela intermedia is the source of this 4951-nucleotide messenger RNA. The record is from the annotation of a GenBank genome assembly. NCBI's taxonomy places the organism in Eukaryota, Viridiplantae, Streptophyta, Magnoliopsida, Alismatales, Araceae.